Molecule: messenger RNA, 2034 nt
Organism: Monascus purpureus
Lineage: Eukaryota; Fungi; Ascomycota; Eurotiomycetes; Eurotiales; Aspergillaceae
Source: the annotation of a GenBank genome assembly
CUCUUCUCUCAAUCCUCCCCGUUGUUUCUCUUCGCCUUCUUGUAUCUCCUUUUUCGAGACUUUGUCUCAAAAACACCGCCACCAUUUUCGGCACACUUCUUAACUCGCGGCACCACCCGUUCAACGGCCGGCGCUCAUCCUCGCGUGGUGGAGCACCGGAUUACAUAUACACUUUGUAAAGCUCUGGACAGUGUCAUAGUACUUGAUUACUGCAUAGCUCUGCUCUGUAUUACUUGUCCCGCUGUCUGCCUGAAUUUGUACACGCAAUGGCUCCUCACGCGAACUCGGAUGCUGCCGCCAAUGGCACUGUGAACGGGUCUGGUAGCCCUAACAAUGCUCCCCUGUUUACCGUCAAUUCGCCCAAUGUUGUCUACACUGACGAUGAAAUCAAGAGUCAGUAUGUCUACCACACUAAUGAAGUGACGCGUACUGCCGACAACCAAUUCGUCGUCAACCCUAAGGCCACUACCUACCACUUCAAAGUCGACCGCAAGGUGGGCAAGGUCGGUAUGAUGCUCGUCGGGUGGGGUGGAAACAACGGCUCCACUGUCACCGCUGGCAUCAUUGCCAAUCGUCGUGGUCUUGUCUGGGAGACUCGGGAGGGCAAGCGUGCUGCCAACUACUACGGGUCUGUGGUCAUGAGCUCGACCGUGAAGUUGGGAACCGAUUCCAAAACUUCUGAAGAGGUCAAUGUACCCUUCCAUGAUAUGCUACCCAUGGUUCACCCCAACGACCUGGUCAUUGGCGGCUGGGACAUCAGUGCCAUGAAUCUUGCCGAUGCCAUGGAUCGGGCUCAGGUUCUCGAGCCAAGUCUCAAGCAGCUCGUUCGCAAGGAAAUGGCCGAAAUGAAGCCCCUGCCCAGCAUAUACUAUCCCGACUUCAUCGCUGCCAACCAGGAGGAUCGGGCUGAUAACAUCAUUGAUGGCUCUAAAGCCUCGUGGGCUCAUGUUGAACACAUCCGGAAAGAUAUCCGAGACUUCAAGACUCAGAACGGUCUGGACAAAGUGAUCGUUUUGUGGACUGCAAACACGGAGCGAUACGCUGAUAUUGUCCCCGGUGUGAACGACACCGCUGAGAAUCUCCUCAAUGCCAUCAAGUCAGGCCACGAGGAGGUCUCCCCGUCCACCGUUUUCGCAGUAGCUAGCAUCUUGGAGAAUACCCCGUUCAUUAACGGUUCCCCUCAGAACACCUUUGUUCCCGGUGCGAUUGACUUUGCAGAGAAACAGGGCGCUUUCAUUGGUGGUGAUGACUUCAAGUCGGGCCAGACCAAGAUGAAAUCGGCUCUCGUUGACUUCCUGAUCAACGCUGGCAUCAAGCUCACUUCCAUCGCUAGCUAUAACCAUCUGGGCAACAACGACGGCAAGAAUCUGAGCUCCCAGAAGCAAUUCCGCUCCAAGGAGAUCUCCAAGUCCAACGUAGUGGACGAUAUGGUGGCGGCCAACCAGAUUCUGUACGAGAAGGACGAACACCCCAACCACACGGUUGUUAUCAAGUACAUGCCGGCUGUUGGUGAUAACAAGCGUGCCUUGGAUGAAUACUAUGCGGAGAUCUUUAUGGGUGGCCAUCAGACCAUCAGCCUGUUCAACAUCUGCGAGGACUCACUCUUGGCGUCUCCCCUGAUCAUCGACUUGGUUGUUAUUGCGGAGUUGAUGACUCGCAUCACCUGGAAGGCUGAUGGGGCCGAGGCGUACAAGAGCUUCCACAGCGUUCUCAGUGUACUCAGCUAUAUGCUCAAGGCUCCCCUGACUCCGCCGGGUACUCCGGUUGUGAACGCUUUGGGCAAGCAGCGCAACGCUCUGACCAACAUCUUCCGCGCCUGUGUUGGUCUCCAGCCAGAGUCUGAAAUGACUUUGGAGCACAAGCUCUUCUAAGAAUUGUAUUUUAACUGCUAUGCAGAUGAGUUGUCUGCUGGCAUAGUGCCCUUGGCCACAGUCGACGGGUUCUGGGUCCAUAUAGCCUUCGUACGGGAUUCAACACCCGUUACUAUUCUAACCAUAGUCACUCGUUUAUGCUAAAUAUCACUUUGAGAUUGAG